UGGAGUAUAAUUAAGGUUCUUUCUCUGAGGUUUUCUUGUCUAAAAAUAAAUGAUGUUGGGUAGCUCGUUAUUAUCCAGACCCUGGAAUUUCAGACCAGAGAACUGGGGACAAAAUGCUCUUGCUCUGGUUGGAAACUUCUGUUUUAGUGUCUUUGUAUUUGGGGUCAUAAUAUUCACUAUCAUUGCUGCUACUUACCAACCUGAGGAUCCUCUGUUCCAUCCAUCAACCAAAAUCAACAACUUCCUUGAAUCAGUUUCCAAUGCCACUUUCAAAUCCGAUGAAACUGUUGUCAAGACUGGUGAAGAUUUCAUGGCUUCUGACCAAACUGCAUUUGGAACUUUCAUCAACAUCACCGAUGUUCCUGUAGCCAUUGAAAAUCCACACGAUUCUGAUUCUGAUUGUGAGGGUAUUGACAGUGAUAAACCAAUUGAUUGUACAGACAGAGAUAUCUUUAAUCUUCUGAUGAAAGCAUCCAUACAACAUUUCAAGGAUAUCCAUUUUUAUCGUUUUGGAAAACCUGUCCGUGGAUCGAAUGAGAGUUCGUGUGAUAUGGCAUGGAGAUUUAGACCCAAUCAUGGAAAAACUGUUGCAUUUUACAAAGACUACCGUAGGUAUGUGAUUUCAAGGUCUCGAAACUGCAAUUACACUGUGAUUGGGAUUGGAGAUUACCAUUCUGGUGUGAAUGCGAGGAGAAGGAAGAAUAAUCAGAUAGAAGUGUUCGAGAAGAGUCCAAAGAAUGUUGCAGAGAUUCAUACUUCUUUGCCCGUCGUUGGAGAAGAAAUUAAUGACAGUCUUCCAAUUGUUGAAUCCGAGAAUUCCUUUAGUCAUGGCAAGUACUUGAUUUACAGUGGUGGUGGAGACAGGUGCAAGAGCAUGAGCCAUUACCUCUGGGGCUUUUUGUGUGCUUUGGGUGAAGCUCGGUAUUUGAAUCGUACAAUGGUUAUGGACUCAACAAUCUGUUUAAAUUCAAUGCACACUUCAUCUCAUCAGGACGAGGAGGGGAAGGAUUUUAGGUUUUACUUUGAUUUUGAGCAUUUGAAGGAGUCCACUUCUGUACUGGACAAGAAUCAAUUCUGGUUAGAUUGGGGGAAAUGGCAGCUUAAAGAUGGUUUGCGUCUUCUACUUGUGGAGGAUUUUAGGGUCACACCGAUGAAGCUUGCCAAGAUGAAGGAUACUGUGAUUAUGAGGAAGUUUGGAAAUGUAGAGCCAGAUAAUUACUGGUACAGAGUUUGCGAAGGAGAGACAGAGUCUGUUAUCCAACGUCCAUGGGACCUCGUCUGGAAAUCUAGAAGGUUAAUGGCCAUAGCAUCUGAGAUCGCCUCAAAAUUGGAUUGGGAUUUUGACUCUAUUCAUGUUGUGAGAGGUGAAAAGGCAAAGAAUAAGGAACUUUGGCCAAAUCUAGAGGCCGAUACUUCACCUGAAGCCCUUAUUUCAUCUCUAAAAGACAAGAUUCAAGAUGGAAGAAAUGUUUUUAUUGCCACCAAUGAGCCCAAUACUUCUUUUUUCGACCCUUUGAAGGACAAGUACUCGAUUCAUUUCCUCAACGACUAUAAGGAUCUUUGGGAUGAGAACAGCGAGUGGUAUGCAGAGACCACAAAACUUAACAAUGGAGUUCCAGUUGACUUUGAUGGUUACAUGAGGGUAUCAAUUGAUACUGAGGUAUUCUUGAGGGGCAAAACGCAGAUUGAAACCUUCAACGACCUGACAAAAGACUGCAAAGAUGGGAUCAAUGCGUGCCGUGCAUCCAAUUGAUCAGUAUCGAUUGAUGCAUAAAAGGUUAAACUGUGUUUUUGAAGUUUUCACUUGUAACAGUAUUUGGGUUCUCCCCAUGAAUCAUCAUUUAUCUACCAGUGGUGUUAGUGGGUAUUGGGUAUUUGGGUUGGGGCAAAAUUCUCUCUAGUUAUUCUUCUACUCUGUAGGAGUCAAUUUAAUUAAUUGUGUUUCAUGACA
This is a messenger RNA of Telopea speciosissima, 1951 nucleotides long. RefSeq lists its product as uncharacterized. The coding region runs from base 50 to 1753 and encodes 567 amino acids. The record is from RefSeq and is a predicted model, not a curated record. NCBI's taxonomy places the organism in Eukaryota, Viridiplantae, Streptophyta, Magnoliopsida, Proteales, Proteaceae. The transcript has a single exon. Gene Ontology annotation, cellular component: Golgi apparatus.